AUGAUUAGUGAAGUCAAAUGUCCAGAUAGGAAGAAAGCUGAGACACAUGAGAAUAUUAAGGACGAAGCAGUGAGGUUUUUCUCAGCAUUCCUAAACAAUAAACCAGAUAAUUAUGUUGGUGCUACUGAGGCUGAAUUCGGUAACCUGAUCAAGUUCAGAUGCACAAUAGAAGAAAGUGGUACUUUAACUAAGGAGGUUUCAGCGGAGGAGAUAAAAUCGGCUCAAGGUGCUUUUCCACGAAUAAAUGAGAAUCAAUCAGCAUUCAUCAAAGGGAGACUAUUGAUGGAAAAUGUUCUCUUGGAAACUGAGCUGAUUAAGGAUUAUCACAAAACUGAUAUCAGUCCGAGAUGUGCUAUGAAAAUUGACAUUUCGAAAGCUUUCGACUCUGUACAAUGGGAUUUUGUUCUCAAAAUUUUAGAAGUCACGGAAUUCCCACCUGCUUUCAUUCACUGGAUCAGAUUAUGUAGACUAUCACCUGAGUAUAAGUCUUCCUUCUCAAUGCAUGUCAAUGGGGAGUUAGCAGGGUACUUUCAGAGUGGACGGGGAUUGCGUCAAGGAUUCUCUCUCACCAUAUCUGUUUGUGAUUUGUAUGAAAGUUAUGACAUGAUGGUCUUUGUAGAAGUUACAAAACAAUCCAUUGAGGGUGUCAUUUCAGUCUUCGACGAGUUCACUACUUGGUCUGGUCUGAGUAUAAGCCUUGAGAAAUCGACAGUAUAUAUCGCCGGUGUUCCUGAGCAUGUUUGA
Raphanus sativus (radish) is the source of this 744-nucleotide messenger RNA. RefSeq lists its product as uncharacterized. The transcript has 3 exons. The record is from RefSeq and is a predicted model, not a curated record. Bases 1 to 744 code for a protein of 247 amino acids. Lineage: Eukaryota; Viridiplantae; Streptophyta; Magnoliopsida; Brassicales; Brassicaceae.